Oryzias latipes (Japanese medaka) is the source of this 6735-nucleotide messenger RNA. RefSeq names its product opsin 7, group member b (gene opn7b). Gene Ontology annotation, molecular function: G protein-coupled receptor activity. NCBI's taxonomy places the organism in Eukaryota, Metazoa, Chordata, Actinopteri, Beloniformes, Adrianichthyidae. Gene Ontology annotation, cellular component: membrane. Gene Ontology annotation, biological process: visual perception; G protein-coupled receptor signaling pathway. The record is from RefSeq and is a predicted model, not a curated record.
CAGGCAUGACGUGGAUGUUGUGCUAUAAAAUAACACUCGGACACAUAAAAAACUUGUAAGAGUAUGGAAAACGUGUGGGGCACAAAGGCUGACAGAGGUGUCUGCCUGUGUGCGAUUGUGUUAGAGGAAGGACAUGCGGUGUGGAGAAUGCAUGUGCAAGAAGGAGAUUUAGGAGGAGAGGGAGAGUGGAGCAGCCGAGAAGGGAGAGUGGGAGCGGCAGACGGAGAGAAGAAGAGACAAGAGAAGGAGAUUCAGAAAGAGAGCUGUAACCAGCAACUGCACGUCUGCCUCUCUCCGCUGCCUCUCGGAUGUCCCUGAGCACAGCUGUUGGUCUGUUGCAGAACUGCGAGCGAAUCUCCUGGUUUGUGGACUGCAUGAAGCAGCUUCUAAGCUCGUAGUACACACCAGUCAGGAUUCUACUGGAGUUGUGCUAAUACAGUCAAUUAUGAGUGAAGGUUUGACCAGCAAUGCUGUGGACUUGACAGAACACCCAUGAUCUCCAGUCAACUCUGGCAUACCCUCUUAAGAUGGGAAAUGCCUCUGAAUCAUAUUUGUUCGUUUCCAGAAUAUCCAAAAGCAAUGACUUCCUCAUGGGAACUCUCUACACCAUUUUUGGGGCCCUGUCUUUGCUGGGGAAUGGUAUCUUGUUGUUCGUGGCUUACAGAAAGAAGUCUUCCUUAAAGCCAGCAGAGUUUUUCGUUGUCAAUCUGGCCAUCAGUGACCUGAGCAUGACCCUAACUCUGUUUCCGCUUGCAAUUCCUUCAGCUUUUUGGCACAUGUGGUUAUUCAACAGGAUGACCUGCACUGUAUACGCCUUUUGUGGUGUUUUGUUUGGACUGUGCAGUCUGACCAACCUCACUGUGCUCUCUUGUGUCUGCUGGCUGAAGGUCUGCUGCCCCAACUAUGGUAACAAGUUUUCAUACAGCCAUGCCUGCCUGCUGGUGGCUUGUGUCUGGUGCUACGCUGGAGUGUUUGCUGUUGGUCCAUUGUCAGGCUGGGGGCAGUACGGGGCUGAACCUUAUGGAACAGCGUGCUGCAUUGACUGGCAUGCUCCCAGCCAAAGUUCUGCAGCUAUGAGCUACAUCAUUUGCCUCUUCUUCUUCUGCUACAUUGUGCCCUGCACUGUCAUCUUUCUGUCUUACACGUUCAUCCUGCUGACAGUAAGAGGGUCUCGGCAGGCUGUACAGCAGCAUAUGUCACCACAGAACAAGAUCACCAACGCUCAUGCACUUAUUGUUAAGCUCUCUGUGGCGGUUUGCAUCGGUUUCCUGACAGCAUGGAGUCCAUAUGCUGUGGUUUCCAUGUGGGCAGCAUUUGGUAACUCAACAGAAGUGCCACCCAUGGCUUUUGCUUUGGCAGCUAUCUUUGCCAAGUCCUCCACCAUUUACAAUCCAGUUGUUUACCUGGCGUUCAAACCCAAUUUUCGCAAGUCACUAUGUCGGGAUGUGGCCAAAUGCAGAAGCACACUAUUUGGAUGUGUGUGCUGGCACAGCUCUGCACAGAAGGGAACAUGUAGACAGUCUCAUAAUGAAGAGUGCAAUUCAACCCGGUUGUCCAAUGGACUACCUGAGAAUCACAGGACCUGCAGACACUGUCCUUGCCCUGAAACAGACACGGGUGCCAGGGAAAAUUGUGGAGACUAUAGCCCCCAACAAACAGCCAGAAUCCUGAAAGGAUCUCUGCACAGCGAGAUGGCUGUCAGUCAGCUCUCUAAUGAAAUGCAGAGCGACUUCCUUUAAGUGAACAGAAAAGACACUGCAAGACAAUUGAACCAUGAAGACAUUUAAAGAAAUAGAAGAAAAAAACGUGAAACAUAUCAAACAUAAAGAUGAGCAGAGACCUCAGAAGUGUCAUGAUUUUGGAAAAUCCAAGCUUGUGUCAUGCCUCAAAUAUGUGCCGAAGAAGAAUAAAAAAGGAUAGAACAGCAAACAAAAGAAGUUAAAAGUCAAAAUAGGACAAUACAAAAGCCAAACUGUUCACAAAUGUAAACAUUAGGGUUUAAAUAAGUUACAAGCAAAAAAAAAAAAGAAAUAUCUUAUCUUAACAAUCAGUAUCGAGGAAACAAGACUGACAAAUUUCAAUGCAUUUUUAUUUUUGAUGUUUGCUUUUUCAGAUAGAGGAAGGGACACUGACACUUUUGACUCCCUCAACAGCCCUUUAUGUGCUUUUUAUGAUUGUUGAUGUAUAUGUAUUUUAAUAUGCAUGCAAACUAAAAGGACCACUUAGUUGUUUUCAUUUUCCAACAGAAAAAAGUUUUUACUGCUCACCUUUUUCUAAAGCAAUGAACUAAACAAAAGGAAAUUCAUAAAAAAAUGAAAAAACGAAACCGAUUUGAGAAGAUUUAAAAAAAAAUGCAUACAGGGUAAGAUUCUGCUUUAUCACCCCCAUGUUACCUGUAAAGUGUGGCCAGAGGCUUGUAUUGAUGCCUCACAAAGAAGACGUGCCAGUUCUGUCAAUUAAUUUUUUUUAAUCUUAAAAAAAAGACUUACAAACUUGCAACUCUCACCAGUAGUAAAUUACCUUGUAAUUAUUUACAGAACCUGAAAAUUCUUAUAAAAUAUAAAAAAGCCUGAAGUGUGGUUCAUUCAGACAGCUGGACAAAGACAAUAAGAGGUAGAUGGAGCUGGACAAACAUGCAGGCAUAGUAGUAAUUAUGCCAUUCUAUUUUUGUUUUUAUGUAUUUAUUUAUUUAUUGUGCUUAUGGAUAUUCUCAGUAUGACAAUUUAUGGGUUAUUAAAAGUAUAGUUAAAUCUAGUCAUGUUGGAGUAUGUGAUUUAACAAUUUACGAAUCUAUUGGGAUAUCUUCUUGAUAUCUCUGGAAAAGGUUAACAGCUUCUUAAAUUCUAUCAAAUAGCUUAUUUAAUAGCUUACAUAUUACCACAGAUUUUGAGGUUUUUUCCUCAGUCCAACAAUUUUAACUAAUUAAAGUCAGAUCAGAGGAACUUUUUUUUUUCAAAUCUUGUGCAUUUUUCUAAAAUGCUUCUUUUUGCUUUAUUGGCAUAACUACGUAUAUGCAGCAAUGAGGAAAAGAAUAGCAGCAAUUCUUUGACAGAAUUCAGCACAAAAGGGAACUCUAAAAUGGGCUUUUAACACUUAUUUAUUCCCACCAAAAAAAAAGGAGCAGGAUCUAGUAUGUCACGGCUAUGCAUGAACAUUGAACACCUGCCUUUAGUGCUUUUACUGCCUGUAGUUUAUUAAAACUGUAACAACGGGGAAGCUUUUCCUCAGCACAUGCCAACAUUGUUCUGAAAGAAAACGCCCAUGAAGGAAAAUGAGCUUCAUGGCAGUAUUUGCCCCAAAGCACUUUUUCUGUUUUCCUCUGGCAGCAUAAGUCACCAAACUGGGGAACAAAAUGAGAUUAGACAUACAAGAUAAAGCUGAUCUAUUCGAUUACAUGGGCUGGUUGAAUACUGUGGUUUUCAUGAUUCUUCUUUAUUUUGUGUUUAGAGGGGAGAGGACUGCUCUAUUCAGUUCCCACAAACUACCUUAACACAGACCUUUUUUUUUUUUUCACUCUCUGACUGCCAUAAUAUAUCAUGCUAAAACAAUCAGGUCUUUGUGGUUGCCCCACUCCUUGGGUUACACUCAAGGAGACUGUGGAAAAAUCUAAGUUAUCAUUAUCAUCUGAACUAACAGGCAACUUGGGCUUUUAACACUGCACGUGGCUGGAGGGUCAGAUCCUCAUGCGUACAGGGCUUUUAUCAUUGUUUGCUAAGGACUAAAGUGCUCCAGCAGUUAUUAACUCUGCAUAAAGAAUAAAGCUGCCUUUUUUCACUCAGCUAUUGCACUUAAGUAGUAGAUUUUCAAAAACAGCUCAGUUAUAUUAAAGCGAUGUCUAGCAACACUUAGAUUACUUUUGACCUGCUCUCAAAUGCAAAUCGUCGCCAACCACAAAGAAUCAUUUCUACCUCUUUAGCUCUAAAUGGAGGAUAAAGACUAUUGCUAUCAUCAUUGUUGUCAGAGUUUGAACUUUUCAUUACUAAAAGUCUUUCUUCCAGCAUUUUCUUGCAAGUUAAUAAAAAAAUAAAGUCUAACUUUUAGUUGAUAACCUGUGUUUUUACUCAAUCGGUUCAAUGUUCACAGACUGCCUCAGUGUUCAAUGAAAGCAGGGUGUUCACACUAAUUAAAGAAUCUCAGUUGAUUUAACCCUUGUGCUAUCCUAGGCACUUGAACAUUGGGAGUUGGGUCAUCUAGACCCACUAGACAGUGCGCUGAACCUUUUUUCUUCAAUGAUUUGUGAUCUUCACUGGUAAAGUAAACUACUCAACCUGUGGUUGUCAUUUUUAAAUUUCAAAUCUUAAAAAGAAAACAAAAAAGAGGUUUAAAUGACAGGUGUAUAAAAGCAGUCUAAUGAUAUCAACUGUUAUCUACCAUAAACAUUCUUCAAACCUCAGUGCAAACUUGUGAAAAUCAAGUGAGAAUUACUGGGAUGUGAGAUAGAAUGAAAGAUGCCUCGGGCUGUUUGAAGGCAGGGUUCCUUUCGGAUGACGCAUGGAGCUACUUGUGAAAAUCUCACUGCUGUAACAAUAAGGACCAUUUUUGGAGGCAAACAGACCUUUGAGCAGAUGUGCUUUAGUCAAUGCAGUAAAGCAGGAUGGCUGUCUUAAACUUUUCAUAGACAGGAUGUAUCUGACAGCUUGUGAUCUGAAACAGUUCGGAUGGUACAGGAUGAGAUAAGCUACUUACAGUACAAGACAUGAUUCCAACCUCCCAGAAUAAGUGCAGAACGGUUGAACCUACCCCUCACAUGAUUUCAUGCAGACUGGAACAGAAUAAAUGACCAGUGCAAUGCAACAAGAACGUUGUGCUUGUCAUGCUGCAGCCAAAGGCUACAAUUACCUUUAUAUUCAUCAAAGCCAAUGUGCUGUUUUGGACACUCUUAUUUUUCUACCAAUAUGCAGGUCAACAUGAACCGAGCAUACAUAUCAAAGACUUGGCUUGAGGUUUUGAGCUGGAGAGGCUUUUAAGUGGAAAAUGUGGGAAAAGAUGGAUGAACAAACCAGAAAAACUGUGAAAAGAUCUGCCUGUGAUUUUUUUUUUUUUUAUUGUAUUGUAUUCUAUUCAUAUUAGAAAAGUAUGUACCUGUGUAUUUUGUAAUAUUAGCCAUUCCCACCUGGGUCAUUUACACUGGUUUUAGCUGUUACAGUUGCUCGACAUGCUGUUAAUAUUGUUGUUGCCUGCUUGCAAAUAUGUACAUAUGAUGUGCUUGUACAAUGCCAAAUUCCUAGAUUAUACAUAAAUACCAACCAAAAUAGAGAUUCUUGCUGCGUCUUGAAAUGGGGAAGAUGGGUCUUAUUUCCUAAUGUUGUUUCAGUUUCCGGCUGUUCACAUUCAAAGGGUUUGACAUUUUUUUUCCCCAUUAUGACAUUUUGGUGCAAAAUAGCUGCAGGGUCUUUGAAUUUUCAGGCUGGAGCUGGAAUCCAUUCUCCUUGAGCGCUUUAAAUUUGUCAUGACAUGACCAUUUGCCUUUGCACAUGUACAGUUUCCUGUAAAAACACAAGCUAGGCAAGCAGCACUAUCUGGAAAAGCUAGUUUUCUAUAAACGCUCUGGUACAAUAACCUGGGUUAGACUGAGGAACAUUCCCAUCAAAUUAACAAAAGUUUUUAUCUUCAUUCAAUGGUUUUGAGGAAGAAGCAUUAUAUGUAAUCCAAAAAAGUACCUUUGUGCUUUCCCCUCCAACAACAACAAAUAAAAAUUGCGACAAAAGUAUCUAAAUGCAUUCUUGACCUUUUGGUCAUAAUUUUGGGCAAAUAUUGGCAGAACCACAAGAAAAAAAAGACAUAAACCACAUUUUAAUUCAUUAAAAGUCAAUCAUCUCUAUACGAUUAUCAGUAUAUGUUUAGUUCGGAUUUAUACCAGAAUGCAUUUUGUUGAUAGAAUUGAAUUAGGAGAUUUAAACAUGUAUUGUUACCGAAAUGCAAAGGUAUUUGGCACCAAAAUGCUAAGAUAACUUUAAAUAACCACAGUGAUGAUGUAGCAGGAGUGUUCAUGAGGCUUGAAGCAGAUAUGAUUAUCCCUUGAAUUGAGCUGUGCUGCUGCCAUCGGUGCAGAUAAAAGCCCCCUAUAUCAGUCUUUGACAAAUGUCUUCUUCUUGUUGGAUCAGAAUCGUAUUUGUCAGCACAUUAGCUGGAAACUCGACAAUGAUUUUCCUAAUCUUAUUUUGAAAGCAAGCCUCUAAAUCAGGACAAACUAUUUAUGUAACAAUUAAAUAGAUUCAAAUUCAAAUCCGUUUGCACAAAAAUACUGUUUAAAUACAAACUCUAAUCCACUAUUUAUAAAGCUGAAUAUGAUCAGGAAGACGCAGGAAUAAAUUGAAAGUUUAUUGAAUCGCUAAACAUCUUUCUUUUGAAUAGAAAACAUCUUGUCCUCAGGAGAUUUUCAGCUUUGGAGCAGACUGUAUGACUAUACCCACAGCAGAUGACUCACAUCAUAAGUUUUGUAGACUCUGACUCCCCUUUGUAUAAGACGCAAACAAGAUUGAAUGUGAUGUGCACAUGUUCAAAUAUGAAAAGCUACGUUUAACUUGAAAUAUUUAAAAAAAAGAUUAAGGUUAUUAAAUUAUUAUAAUAGUUGUCAGUUAUCUUUCAGAUGCACUGUGAUACUGUUUACAUACUUUUUUUUGGGUCAUGAAAUAUAAAGAAUUAAAUGAAAAGUGUAAAGUGCAUCUACUCAAGGGUAUAUAAUUUGUUCAGAAGUGUAAUGUAAAUUUAAAAUAAAAAUAAUUCAGAAUAACA